GGCCGUGGGUGGUUUCUGGAACCUUCUUCGAGGUGUGGUUCAAAUCUGCAUUGGAAUCUCCGUUUGUUUUGACAGAAACGCGAGUUUUCAGCGUCAGCCAUGGCCGAUGACUUCGAGUUCGCAGAUAAAGUUCCUCCUUCGUUCGAUCGAGUGCUGUAGUUUUAUAAAUAAGCGACUCAUCCUUCAAGAGGACUAUAAUUCACAUGCCUCAAACCAAGGGUUCAACCCAGGCUUAAUUGUCCUCCUGGUUGUUGGUGGGUUGCUGUUGACAUUCCUCGUUGGAAAUUUUGUGCUCUACACGUAUGCACAGAAGACCCUCCCUCCUAGAAAAAAGAAGCCUGUUUCAAAGAAAAAGAUGAAGAAGGAGAGACUGAAGCAAGGUGUUUCUGCACCUGGAGAGUAGACUCUGUACUCGGUUUAUGUUCUAUGGUUUAAAUUGUACUAUUUAGAUAAAGCUUCUUCUUCCGUGGAGUCUUGCAUGACGUUGAUUUUGAUCUUUUCUACCCGUGUAUUACUGAUAGAAACCUUAGCCGCAUAAAUUAGUGCUUCAUGGUUAAAUCACCAUCUUUCUCCCUAA
This is a messenger RNA of Vigna unguiculata (cowpea), 577 nucleotides long. RefSeq names its product DNA-binding protein S1FA-like. Gene Ontology annotation, molecular function: DNA binding. Gene Ontology annotation, biological process: regulation of DNA-templated transcription. Lineage: Eukaryota; Viridiplantae; Streptophyta; Magnoliopsida; Fabales; Fabaceae. The record is from RefSeq and is a predicted model, not a curated record. Gene Ontology annotation, cellular component: nucleus.